Tauraco erythrolophus (red-crested turaco) is the source of this 676-nucleotide messenger RNA. The record is from RefSeq and is a predicted model, not a curated record. NCBI's taxonomy places the organism in Eukaryota, Metazoa, Chordata, Aves, Musophagiformes, Musophagidae.
AUCUUCAUCCUCGUCCUCCUCCUCCUCGUCCUCUUCCUCAUCCUCAUCCUCGUCCUCAUGCUCCUCCUCCUCGUCCUUGUCCUCAUCCUCAUCCUCAUUAUCCUCAUCCUCCUCAUCUUCCUCCUCAUCCUCAUCUUUGUCCUCAUCCUCAUCCUCCUCCUCCUCGUCCUCGUCCUCAUCCUCAUCCUCGUCCUCAUCCUCAUCCUCAUUCUCCUCGUCCUCGUCCUCGUCCUCAUCCUCGUCCUCGUCCUCAUUCUCCUCCUCCUCGUCCUCCUCCUCAUCCUCGCCAUCCUUCUCGUCUUCAUCUUCAUCAUUCUUCUCCUCAACUUCAUCAUCCUUGCCUUCACCGUUCUCAUGCUCAACUUCAUCAUCCUCAUCAUCCUUCUCAAGUUCUUCUUCAGCCUCACCAUCUUUAUAGUCUACCUCAUCAUCCUCAUGUUCGCCACCCUUCUCCUCGUCCUCAUCCACAUCUUCAUCCUCCCCAUCCUCACCCUCACCAUCCUGCUCCUCAACCUCAUUGUCCUCAUCCUCACCCUCCUCAUUCUCAUCUUCAUCAUCCUCCUCAACUUCAUUUUCAUCCUUAUCAUCCUUCCCAACUUCAUCAUUCUCAUCUUCACCAUGCUCAUCCUCAUUCUCCUUCUCAAGUUCAUUGUCUUCAGCCUCAACAUCUUCCUAG